UCCAAUCCCCUCCCUUCCUCCCCCUCCCCGACUGCGAGUCUAUUUAUACGCUGGCUGCUACCAAACAUCAUUUCCUCGUCUUCUAAUUCCAAAGAACAAGUUUGAGUUUGAAGAGGGCGAUACCUGAGACGCUGGAAAUGGGCGAGAAAGAGGAGAAGGAGAAGAAGGGGGACGGCGAAAAGAAGGUCGACGGGGAGAAGAAGAAGGAGAAGGAAGAAAAGCCGACCGCCGUCGAGGUCAAGCUCGAUCUGCACUGCGAGGGCUGCGCCCACAAGGUCAAGAAACUCGUCAGAGGCCUGCAAGGGGUGGAAAGCGUGAGCGCGGAUCCGGCGACAGGCAGGCUUAAGGUUACCGGGAAGGUGGAUCCAUGGCAGCUUAAGGAGCUCCUGGAGGCCAAGACCAAGAAGAAGGUCGAGUUCAUCUCCCCCAAAGACCCUCCCAAGAAGCCCAAGGAUGAAGACAAGAAGAAGAACAAAGACGAGGACGGCAAAGACAAAGAACCUAAGAAAGAAGAAGCGAAACCUAAACCCCCGGAAGUGAUCUCGGUGGUGCUCAGUAUUCGCCUCCACUGCGACGGCUGCGUCCACAGGAUCAAGAAAAACAUCUACAAGAUUAAAGGCGUCGAGGAGGUGACGGUAGACGCCGCGAAGAAUUUGGUCACCGUGAAGGGCACAAUGAACGCCAAGACGCUCCCCGACGCGCUGAAGGAAAAGAUCAAGCGCAACUUCGAGAUCGUCCCGCCCAAGAAAGAGGAAGGCGGCGGCGAGAAGAAAGAGGAGAAGAAGGGCGGGGAGAAGGAAAAGGCCGGCGGUGAGAAGAAAGAGGAAGAAAAGCAGGGAGAUGAGAAGGAGAAAAAGGAUGAGAAAAAGAAGCAGGAAGCUACGGCGUCUCUUCCACCGCCACCGCCGGCGGCAGCGGCGUCGACGACCGCGACGACAAUGGCGACGACGGUAAUCGAGGCCAACAGGACGGAUAAUUACAGUCCGUACGGAGGGUAUCCGGGAUAUGGUUACCGCAUCGAGAUGGUGCACGCCCCGCAGAUGUUCAGCGACGAGAACCCGAACGCCUGCUCCAUAAUGUGAUGGCGCUAGUCGCACCGCCCGGUGCCUGCAGACUAAUGUAACGGAUUAGUCAUUAGUGCGGACGCUAACGACGAAAGUAAAUAAGCGAAAAUGCCGCAAGGGAAAGAAAUAUCGGGAAUUAAUUUUUCUUUAUUCAAAAUUUGUGUUAUUGGUUUUAAAA
Zingiber officinale is the source of this 1242-nucleotide messenger RNA. Its product is annotated as heavy metal-associated isoprenylated plant protein 3-like. The transcript has 5 exons. The record is from RefSeq and is a predicted model, not a curated record. NCBI's taxonomy places the organism in Eukaryota, Viridiplantae, Streptophyta, Magnoliopsida, Zingiberales, Zingiberaceae. Gene Ontology annotation, molecular function: metal ion binding. The coding region runs from base 138 to 1082 and encodes 314 amino acids.